UCCUCCAUCACGGCAGCAGGAAGAAGAACCAGAGAGCAAGAAGCAAUAACAAACAACCUUAGCAAACGAAGUAGCGCAACUUUUGGAAACCCAACAUACAGGAAAAGUCUCUCCCUUCCUGGAACAAACACAUUGAUUGUUUACACACUACUAAUCGUGUAUAAUACGAUGUACACGGACCACAAAGAAGACGUAUAGGAAUCUGUCACCGAGGCUGCUUAACUGUUUAGUGCAACUGUAAGUGACUGAGGAUGGUUCACACUGGUGUGUGGCGCGUGGGAGCUCGAUGGAGUGUCCUUAUUGUGUUAUAUUGCAGCGUACUGCUCCACUCACCCACACAUGCCUAUAUCUAUGCUCAUUAUAGCAAUACGACCCCCAUGUUAUUUGAGGACCUGCCCGCCUUGUUUGGCUCCCCACUUCCUAAGGAUGGACUAAUGGGAGUUUUGGUGGUUUCCCGUCCACUAAAUGGUUGUACGACAAUGGACCCUCCUCCUCCGUUGCCACCAUAUUACGAUGCCAACACCACUAAAUUCAUCGCUCUCAUCCGACGCUAUGAUUGCAAUUUUGAUUUAAAGGUGUUGCACGCACAGCGAGCCGGAUUCAGUGCUGCAAUAGUUCACAACAUGUAUUCAAACACUCUGCUAAAUAUGAACUACAGCAAUGAUACUGUUGCUGAGGAGAUUGAGAUCCCCUCAGUAUUCACCAGCUACCAAGCCUCUCUGUAUCUCAGGAAGAUAAUUCCAGAACCAGGGUCUUAUGUGAUCCUCAAGCCGGAGUUUGCUUUUCCACUCUCGUACUACCUUAUUCCCUUCACUGGAGUUGUUGGAAUGAUCAUUAUUGUGAUGUGUGUCGUUCUGAUUAUUCGAUGUGUACAGUACAGGAAAAGGAUAAGGAAAAAUCGCUUGUCUAAGGAGCAACUGAAGCGGAUUCCAACACACCGGUUCCGUAAAGGUGAUGACUAUGAUGUGUGUGCAAUCUGCCUGGAUGAGUAUGAAGAAGGAGACAAGCUGCGAGUUUUACCUUGUUCACAUGCCUACCACUGCAAGUGUGUAGACCCAUGGCUCACGCUGACCAAGAAGACGUGUCCUGUGUGCAAACAGCGCGUCACCCGGAGCAACACAGAGCACUCCGAGUCCGAGUCUGAGGACGAAUCCGGAGGUCGUGGGGAGGAAGAAGGGACAGAGGGUGAAGCAGACUCAGAACGCACUCCUCUGCUCCGGCCCUCCAACCCGGGGUCCCCCUCAGGAAGCCCAGGGGCCUAUUCAGCCACCACCACCACCACUGCCCAGUGCCUCGCCUCUCCUGUACACUGCGAUUCGCCCAUCCUGGGCUUUGAGGGCUACCACUCCCCCCUGGAGGACACGGACUCAGAAAGCGAUGACGCAGGAGAGGACAGGCAACACACUGAUGACGACACUGCUCAGCUCAUUGGUAGGGAUAGAGUGGAGAUCUGAUGACCAGAAAGAGAUUACCAAGUUUUACUUAAAAGGGUCUUUGUCAUUGGGUGUACUGUUAUCACACUGAUAAACUCAGAUUUGUGGUUGGCUAGACAUUUAUAGUAACAGAAUCUUUUACUCAGUAACCAGAGGAGGUCUACUUGUUGGUGUCAAAGCAAAUGCAGCACAUGCAUUGAUCGGUUUUUACAAAAAUCCAACAUUGAGAAUUACUUCUUCACACAUUCACUCCAAUAUUUGUCCUUGGACCUUCUUGUUUAAUGCAUGUUUUAAUUCAUAACUUGACCUAACCACUAGUGCUGCACACAAUAAAUGGGCCACUUAAAUAUCUCAGUAAUAUGAUGUGCUGUAGAGUAAGAGUGUGACUGGUAGAUGAAGCCUGUGUUGCUAAAACAGAACAAAUUCAGUGCUCGCACUUAAAGUGGAUCUUCAAGGUUGUCCAUGUGAGGUUUUUAAGUAAGGUUAAUGACUCUCUGUUGUCUUGAUGAUAAUUGUUUUAUAUCUGGAGUCCUUUUUUCUUGCUUCAACUUGUUCCCUAACAACAGUGUGCAAGUUGAGAGGAAAUGCUUGUCUUCAUUUUAUUUUUUUUUUAAUCCCCCUGGCUCUCUUUUCACAUUUUCUAACAGCUAUAUUUCAGUUUUUUUGAAAUAUCAGAUUAUUUUCAAAUCCACAGUAAAUUAAGCUAUCCUAGAAUAUCGCAAAGAUGUUAUACAUUUCUGCUGCUUUCACAUUGUUAUCAAAAAUACUGUGUGGUCAGUUUAAGAAACAUAUUUUUAGCUUUAUCCAGUUUGUCAAGUUGAACAAACUCAGGUUAUAGCAACAAAGUGAAGGUCAGUUGGUAUUGUAAGUGAAUAACAUAGCAAAAUUAUUGUGGGUUUUGGUUUUAUGAAUUGCUUUACCAUUUUUAAAUCCGUACAAUAUAGGUUAAUGAAUAUUUAAUAGGCGUUUUUUUUUUCCAUUUUUAUACACAACAGAAUGAAGGAGGUGUUUUUAGGAAGAAAAAAAAAGAGCAUUGCCUUACGUUGGCCUUACAUUGGCCUUCAUGUACAUGUGUGUGUUAAAUUAAAUGUCGGGAAAUUAAAGGGACAGGAUUCACACUCCUUUUGUUUUCCUCUCGUCUAGCUGUAGAUGAUACUGCUGAUCUAGGUCCAUGUCUGAAACUGUGCUCCAGAUUUGUUUUGAUGAACAAGAAACAGAACGCCUGUGUUUCCACAUGUUUAGUGCUAGUGAUGAUACAGAUAGCCAGCCAACACAUUGCUUGAUUUGCACCUUUUGCUCGACGGCUGAGAAACAAGAUUGUUUCUCUACUUUAUAAGAUGACCUUUGCGAGGUCCGUGCUGUUGAUUUGUAUAAAGAGCAGUACAAAUAGAAAACUUAAAAGUUGUUUUAGCCAAACUGUUUCACUGCUCCACACAAAUAAAUGCACAGUUUUUACCUUCAUCAUGAAAUUCAUAACUGGAAUUUUUGUGUUUAAUGUAUAGCUUGAUAAUGUUACAGGGUGUAAAACUUUAAAUUCACUGUCCUCUAUAACAAAAACAAGUUCUCCAGAAGUUUUAAGAAUUGUUUCAUCGAUCAAAAUAAUGCAUCCUGUUUGAAAAACCUCAACUAUAAACCAGUAUCUGUACCACAUCAGAGAGGGGACCAUACAUUUCCCCCCUAAACACCAUAACUACGUAUGAUAACAGAGGAAAGGUUAAAAACAAUACAUAUGUCUUGUUUGUCUGAAGAUUAGGAGAGAGGCUGUAGGACUGAAAUCAAUACAUUCCAUCUUUAUAUCCGACUGAUGAUCGAUGAAAAGACUCCACACUAUCAAGGUCUGAUUGGGACUUGUUGGCAAUAGUCCGUCUUGUAAAAUAGAACAGCUGUUUUCCUAUUUACAGUAUGCUUCAAAUGUCUUUUUGUAUUGUACCUUUUUAUUUGUUGUUUUUUGCUCUCUAUGUCUCGAUUUUAGAGACUGUUAACUGAAAUGAAUGGAAAAAAAUAUAAUCCCCAGAUUCAUUGAUUCUUUACCCUUCUUCUUUUAGAAUGUGCCUAGUUUAUCACAUUUAAAUACUAAAUACUAAAAUAAAUGUACAGUGUCAAGUAUAAUUUCCAUGUAAAAAGCAGGUUUGGGGAUCCUUAGGAUGUCUAAACAGUCUGUGGAAAGAUGCAUUUAAUGUGUGAUUUGUGGAAGAUUAAAUGAUACUGAAAUGGGA
This is a messenger RNA of Acanthopagrus latus (yellowfin seabream), 3649 nucleotides long. RefSeq names its product ring finger protein 167 (gene rnf167). The record is from RefSeq and is a predicted model, not a curated record. NCBI's taxonomy places the organism in Eukaryota, Metazoa, Chordata, Actinopteri, Spariformes, Sparidae. The transcript is spliced from 10 exons. Gene Ontology annotation, biological process: protein ubiquitination; ubiquitin-dependent protein catabolic process; positive regulation of DNA-templated transcription. Gene Ontology annotation, molecular function: ubiquitin protein ligase activity. The coding region runs from base 252 to 1454 and encodes 400 amino acids. Gene Ontology annotation, cellular component: nucleoplasm; cytoplasm.